Lathyrus sativus (Indian pea) is the source of this 975-nucleotide messenger RNA. The record is from the annotation of a GenBank genome assembly. NCBI's taxonomy places the organism in Eukaryota, Viridiplantae, Streptophyta, Magnoliopsida, Fabales, Fabaceae.
AUGUUUAGAUUAAAGAAAAGUGAAAAUCUUGCACGAUUUUUGUAUCAGAAAACUCUGCAUAAUAUGGCUUAUUCAAUAGGCUAUGAUCCUUGUUCCCAUUUGACCAAGGUUUAUGCUACUAAUGUUUUUGGGGUUAGUAGAAGAAUUGGAUUUGGAAGAAAAGGUUGUGGCUUUCACAGUGGUAGUAGUAAUUGUAGUAGAUUCUUUGUGAGGGCUAAUGCCAGGUCUCGCGGCUUUGCGUCUGAUGUGGAGAAAGGGAGUUCUGUUGGUGGUGAUGCUACUCUUGUUAAGGUUGAUGAUGGAGGACUAAAUGGAAGUCCGGCUACACCUCGUUGUUUUCGGGAUCGACGUUUGUCUGAGAAAGUUGUUGUUGCUGUUGAUGUGGAUGAGGUAUUGGGAAACUUUGUGUCGGCUCUCAACAAGUAUAUUGCGGAUCAAUACUCAUCAAAUUAUUCAGUUUCUGAAUAUCAUGUGUAUGAAUUCUUUAAGAUAUGGAACUGUUCACGUGACGAAGCUGAUAUUCGCGUUCACGAGUUUUUUAAGACGCCAUAUUUCAAGUCAGGGAUUCACCCUCUCCCAGGUGCUCAGAUGGCACUUCAAAAGUUAUCGAGAUUUUUUAACCUAUCAGUUGUAACGUCUCGGCAAAACGUAAUUAAGGAUCACACAAUUGAAUGGAUAGAGAAGAAUUUCCCAGGACUGUUUCACGAGAUUCACUUUGGUAAUCACUUUGCGCUUGAUGGAAUAUCAAGACCGAAAUCAGAGAUUUGUAGGUCUUUAAACGCCAAGGUUCUUAUUGACGAUAACCCGCGGUAUGCCAUAGAGUGUGCUGAUGUUGGAAUUAGAGUCCUACUUUUUGACUAUGAAAACUCUUAUCCUUGGUCCAAGAACGAGUUAGUCGAUGAGCAUCCUUUGGUGACCAAAGUUAAGAACUGGAAAGAAGUGGAACAACAAUUGAUGUCACUGAUAGCUUCAUAA